GAGUUGUUUCGUUUGGUCGCGUCGGUCGAAGGAGUCGGUUGUUCGUUUUCGUGCGCUUAAGUAACGGUAAGCGCGAAUGCCAUCGCCUGUUUUACUGUUAUUUUAACUCGGGACGUCCAUGCGUGCCUGCCCCCCUGCCUCCCUGCGCUCUCCUGUCUCUGUAUAUGUGUGGGAGACAAACAAAUAGCAAAACGAGAAGGAAAACCGUAGCGAGAAUUCCGCAAAAAGGGGGGUGGCGAACAUCCUGUUUUUCUGCGCCCGCUGCCAGAGUAACCACCCCCUCUCAGGGACGACAACAACAAAGUGGACUUGAGUGUAAAAGCGAAAAAAGGAAAUAAAUAUACGUACGAACCGUUAACUGCGCCAUUUGUACUUCGCAACAACAAAUGGAAGAAUUGAAAUCAUAACUAUAAAACUGUGUGUAUGUGUGUGACGGAGAGCACAAAAUCAACAACAAAAGCCGUAGUGAAGCGGAUUGUUAAUAAAAAAAGGUCGGCGCCUGUAAAAGAAAAGCCAAUCAAAGGAUGUAAUAUUAAAAGUUAGGCAAAGUGAAGAAGAGCAAAUCAAAAAGAAAGACGAUAAAAAAGCAUUGAAUUGGACUCUAAAGCAACAACUUGAAACCGUUUAACGAUGCCUAAUACGCGUUUAUAAUCCGCCAUCAAUCCAUCAAAACAUGCUGGAAAAUCAGUUGGGAAUUAUAUGAAUUCCUCCCAUUGUUGGAUUGCAUCAUUCGUCGAGGGCGUGGCUUAGCAUUAAAUGUAAUGUGCAGCUGUCAAGCAGGACCUUUCAUCAUUCACACAUCAUCAUCAUCAUCAUCCGAGCCAUCUUCUCCAGGCCCAAUAGCACAAUGUCCACAACAGCAGCUGGACUAAAGUCGGCAUCCAAAGGAGCCUACGGCGUCGGGACGGAGACGGAUCACAUCAUAACCAUCAGCACUGCCAGCUUGACGGAGUCGCACAGCGAAAAUCCCGCAAAGGGAGUAGUCUCUCCGGUCAGAAAACCCCAUUCCCUGGGAAGUGAUCCCCAUUCUACAGAAAACACUAUUCUCGGUGACCAGGGGAACGGUGAGCCAAAUAAGAAACCCCUCCACUUGUGCCGGCUGUCGCAGUUGGUAAGCUACCAAAGUAACAUCGCUGAUGUCCAGCAUCGGAAGGGUAGACGCCUCCACGGAUUGCAGCUGCCACUGCAUCCUCUCCAGCUUUUUGGCUGGCUGGUGCUCCUUCUGUUUGGAGUGGCUAGCUACUGGGUCCUCAUUCCGGCCUUUCAUGCCCGCAUCCAAGGACCACUCUACGGUCUGAUCACCGGGCUCUAUCUGGUGCACAUUGCCUCUCAUCUGACGGCCUUACUCACAGAUCCUGCGGACAAGGAGCUGCGGCGAGUGCAUCGCAACGAUCGGAUUGUCCCGGAGUUUGACCGGUCGAAGCACAGUCACGUGAUAGAAAACGGAAGGUGCCAUCUGUGCAACAUCCGAACCUCCUCCAGCCGCACCAAGCACUGCUCCGUGUGCAACAAGUGCGUGGGCAAGUUUGAUCACCACUGCAAGUGGCUGAACCACUGCAUCGGAUCGCGUAACUAUGUGGCCUUUCUGAUGUGCGUGGUCAGCGCUGUGGUGGCCACCCUGGUCAUCGUGGCCGCCGUGGUGGCCCAAAUCGUCUUCUACUACGUCCAGCCCGAGUGGUUGAGCUUUUACUGGUGCCCCACGGAGUCGAGCCACCCAAUCGAAAGCGGCGACUACAUAAACAUCACCCUGAGCCUGGGCAACAGCACCAUGAUGCUAAUAGAGCAGCACCCUUCGGAGGAGGACGAGCAUCAGGAAACCUGGGACGAGGAGAAGGAAAAUAUGACCAUCUCAACACUGCCCACCCUUCUGGAGAAUUUUACAGCUCUCAUAGAAGCAAGCACAACGCAGCCUGGGAUUAGCCCCACUAAUCACACCCUAUCGCAGCCAGUAGUGGCCGGAAUCGGAUUCAACGAAACCAUUUUCCUUUUUCUUCUGGGAGUUCUGGGACUGCUUGCCGCCGUGAGUGCGGGAUUGCUGCUCCACCUGUGCUUCUUUCACAUUUACAUCUCGUUCCUGGGACUGACCACCUAUGAAUACAUAAGGAAUCACCGUCAGGCCCAGGAUGCCAAGAGCAAGCAGCUCCUGGAGGGAGCUCACAGCGUAGGAGCGCCCAAAAAUGGAAACGUACACUUCUCGGCUUCGUUGCCCGAGCCACAUAAUCCGUCCAAGUCCUUACCAGGAGGUCAGCAGCUCUACUGCUGUUCCAGUGCCCCACAUCCCAGCCAGCACUCCCAGGAAUCGGUUGGUCAGACGGAGCAAUCCCUGCGGUUGCACUGCUGUGCCAGCUCCAGGGAGUUUCACCAGAGCGGGCAGGCCAUCUACGUUUGCUCGAUGCUGGAGGAGGAAGUUCCGCAAGUCCAGGUUGAGCCGGAUACGCUGAGUAGCUUCCACUGUUGCUCUAGCUUUGCCGCUAGUUCCCUGCAGCGCAGGGUCAGCUUGGCCAAAGGAUCGCUGAUCUCAGCCGAGCCGCGUCACCUGAGACCAGCGACGUAUCUGCAGUACACCGAGCAGUGUACCCUCUGCACUUUCCGUCUUAGAAGAGGAUCAGGACCAGGGACAGGAUCUUCAGGAGCUGUGAGCAGCGCCGGCGGAAGUAGUAGCACUCGCACACUGACCAGUCAAACAGGCGGCUCCUCCGCCUCGGCCACAGCAGCCGGAAAUAUCUCAAAGCAUCAGCGGUGGCGCAGGAAAUGGAAUUGCUGCGCCGCGGUUCCCGAUAGCCCCGACUUGCCCAAUGACCUCCUCGCUGCCCUAACGUUCCGCGAAAGCGAGGAAGCAGCAGCAGCAGCCAAGCUAAACACCCAGGAGCUGCCUAUCCAGUUUAUACGCACGCUAAACGGCGGCUUGGAUCAGGAGCUCCCUCUGAAGGCGACAACAGCCACUCCCACGCCACCGAGAAGUUCCCGUCUGCGCUACAUGCUGCGUCUACUGGGACGCUAUCGAAGGCCACGCUGUCGCCAUGGGCCCCACCAUGGAAUCGCUGCCAAAGAGCACCACAAUAUCGGUGGCUCUGCCAUCAAACAAAAUCAAAUACGUCCGCUGCAACUGCAGGCAGCCGGGCGUGGCUAUGCCAAUUCCACAGCCACGCCAACGCCGCCCGCAAGCUCGCCAAGCAGAAGUUCCUUGGAGAGCAGCGAUCUGAGCACCAGCACGAGUCCUUCGUGCGGCAACAAGGAGCUGAUGCUGCUGCCCACAUCCGUGAUAAGGGACGACAGCGUGACCACCUACACGCUGACCUUGCCGCCUGCCCUGCCACCGCCAACGAGGAGAAAAAUGCACCAGACCUCCCAGGAGCUGGCGGAGUUGGCAGAGACCUUGGGGUUCGCCAGCAACUUGCAGCACAGUCAACAUAGCAGCCAGACCAACAGUCGAACGCUGCCCAGUUUCGGGAAUGUCUACCGCCGGCAGAGGCGGAAGCACUUCUUGCGGACACGAUCUCCCACACUGUCGCCCAUCCACGAGUCCGGCCUUUCGAAUCCAACCUCGCCGCAGCCCCUGAGGCACCACCACCAGAAUUUAUCCAACUCGAACUCCAAUCCGGCCAAAGCCAUGUCCUCGCCUAUUCUCAAUCGCAGCUCAGGAUCUGCGAACUCCUCGGCACUUCUAGUCCAGAACCUGUGCAGUUUAGCAGGCGAAACGCUGAGGAAGACCGCGUCCAACAGUUCGCUGCAGAGCCUCAGCUCCAAUUCGAGCAGCACCUAGAAACGAGUGUGUGUUUCUCGUAGUUCUUAGGUUAGCUUUAGUCCCCCCUAGGCCAUAGUCCCCCGCAACCCAAGCAGUUCUGUUGGAGUUGCGGAAAUCAAUUAAUCCGCACAUAAGCGUUGAAAGUCAUAACUAAAAUCAAUUACGCACGAGGAGAGUGGGUGAGGGAGUGGAUUGGGUGGUUAACUGUCGGGGCCAGUGAAGGAAAUUGCCUUUGAUGCGAUGCGGUUUCAUUGCCAAACUUAAUUACCGCUUUUGGUCAAAGUUCCUUUGUUUGAGUUUUUCGAUUGCAUAUUUGGUUUAUUAAGAGUCUGGUGUGGAAAGGUAAUACAACACAUGGGAUUUAUUGCCGAGACAGAAUAUUAAGUGGUCUAUCACGUAGCAAAGUUAUUAGUUGAUAUCCGGAUUUAUUUAUACAGUUUAACUUUAAUAGUUACUUGCAAAUGUAGGGAUAGUCUUUUAAGAAGGUUAAUCAUAGUCCCUCGCUGCUUAGUCAAAUGAAAAUUGGAACAUUUCUAGAACUUCCAACCUAAUUUUAGUUCCAAACUUAAAUCAUUAUUUUAUGUCAUCUUUAAGAAAAUCAACAGACUAUUCUUUUUCCAUUAAAGUUGCUUCAUUAACAUAUUUUCUCACAAACCUUAAUUAGAGUUUUAGACCAGCGGUUUUUAGAAAGACAUUUUAUAUACAUAUUUCUCGAAAGCUCCUGUUUGGCCAACUGAAUCCCUUUUGAUGACAUUUGACUCAAACUAAACAUGUAUUUCGCAUCCUUUGAAUGACUUUGCAGUUGAGUUGAUGAAAUAUGCAACAGAAUGUGCUCGAGAGUUCGAGCUGGGUGACUCUACUCAUUUUCCGCCCCACCCCUUUGCUGGUAUUGAUUUUCAUUUUGGAAAACGUGCAGGCGAAGGCGUCGGCUUAUUACGUAUUGUAUCUGCAGCUGAAGCUUCGUUCUGUAUCUGAAUCCGCGUAGCCGUGUAUCUGCCAAACAGAUGGAAAAGGGACGAGGGCGAGGACACAACUGCAGCAUGUUGCCAAAUUGUUACGCAAAUGUUUUCAUUCGAUCUCAAUUCAAGUGCAGAGAAAACCCCAGCCAAAAAACCGACGAUGGCAAUUGUCUACUUGUUCUACUUGAUUUUGACGACUGUCGCUCGGCCCAUUAAAUAUUCCGAGGCUGAAUAAUUAAAGCGACGCAAGUCAGGAAAACAAGACACGGGACAGGAUUGAACAGGAACCCGGGAAAUGGAAUCGCGUCAAAAGCGGCAUUGGAUGAGUGCAUGAGCCCAUCCUCCUCAGUUGUCAGUCGGACUGCUAACUGCUAACUGCUAUCAGGGCUUAAAAGCAGGGAUAGACAGACAGUCGUAACGACUACGCACAUGACACUCUGGGAUUCAGGUGGUGCUCCUCCUCUUUAUUGCGCCAGACAGUCGCAUGGUUCUUGUUAUUGAAACUGACAGCGGGAAAAGUCCAUUUUUAACCGGCUGAAGCCGAGCAGGUGGGAGUGGCAGUGGAUUCAGAUAGAUGGAUUGCUAGGAAAAGAUUCGCUUUGAGUGCAAAACGUGCGCAUUGAGUUGGAGGUCGAGCUUCAGUGCGCUUAGUGUUCUUGUCUAGUGACCAUUCUGGAUCAAUAUGUUACCCUUAAUCCAAACUUUCAGUUUUUUGUUCCUUUUUUGGAACCAAUUUCAUAUACAUUCGCUAAUUGCCUACUUAGCUAUCCAAAAAUGUUGUAAAUAAGUCAACAGGCAAUUCUGUGUCUUCGGCACGCAAUUCCCAAGUAACAAAUUACUUUUAUUCCACGCAAACUUAAACUUUGGUGAACUUUCUUAAACUGGCAAGCAGUGCUGUGACCUUUCAAUAUAUUCAAGACACUAAAGUAAUAGUAAUAAACUGAAUUUGUCCCGAUAUCCGAGGCGCUCUUCAUAGUGUUGUUUCCAAUUAACGAAUUUGAGUUGUGUCCGCCUGUCGGCGGAAUGCAGUCAAAUAAAUGGGUUGGCUCACCUGCAAAUGUUGAUGCCUCACGGAGGUAUCCUUACAUGGAUUCGGGUGAUGAGGGAUAGAAGCUAGGAGGGUGUCAUUGAGCCCGAAUCCAAAGGAAGGCUCGACUUCCAGCGGCUGACAUGCAUUUUGCAGGUGGCUUCGGUCUAUUCGUUUUCAGUGACAAGAGACAAGGGACAGACGCUUGGCAAAUGACUCAAAAUAACAUAAUGCAGCGACUGUAAGUGGAUUUUCAAUGCACAGACAGUUGGAGCAACAAUUUUGCUAUCUUUUCCAUUUCCCCCGUUUAUUUCCGCAAGCAAAACCCUCUGCAUACUUUUCAGGGAGCUCUGUGUGUGCUUGUGUGCGAAAAUUUUAAAUUUGAUGGCACUUGGCGAUACCAUUCGCCAAUUCGAAACGGCUUUAAAGGGUAUAUGCUGGUGAUAUAUACCGGAUAUUUAUUUUUAUAAAAAUAUAUUCGACUUUAAUUGCCUGUUCGUGUCCUGCCCCCAAGCCUCUGGCUAUUACCACGCCCCCAAAAGUGGCAGCGCGGACUGCCAGGCAACACCCUCGAACUUUCGGUUCGGCUUCAGUUUGGUUUCAGUUUGGCUCCCGGUGGUGAAGUUUGUUUACGAGACAUAAAGCAGAAGUAUGCAUAUUCUCGGUAAAUUGGGGGCGGGGCUGCUCCCACUUGACUGACUUUCCCUAUGGCAACGAAUGCAAUGCUCCUGCUGCUUUGGUUGUAGUUGUCGUCCUGGUGAUGGCCGUGCAUCAAUUAUAAAACAUUCUCUGCCAUCCGAGUCUAUGCUUUUCUGACAUGCAAGCCGAAAACGUUCUUAAUUUCUGGCAGACAGCAGGGAAAACACUGGAAAUUAAAUUGGAUUUAAUUAAUAAGUUAUUUUGUGUUAAUACUUAAUGAUUUUCUUUGUUUACGCCAUUUUACGUUAUAAUUAACCUGUAUAUAAUUUUAAACCGAGAUAACUUUAUAAAAUGCAUUACUUCAAGGGCCAUUUGUUCAAGUGUAAGAGCAACACCUUCCCUGAAAAGUGGCCUUACUUCUUGGUUGGCUGUAGGACAAACGAAUCAUGAUUGAUUGGGCCUGAAUUGGGUGCGAAGGCUCACCAGGACAGACAGUUGCUCCUCCUCCCCCUGCUUACCAUUUCCUUACUGCUAUUAGCAAUGGUAGUUAGGUUGGCUCCAACUCCAAGCCCACUUGGCCCACACACUCCCUUUGUUUCGCCUUGUGCCCUGGAAUGACAUUUUCAGCUGCUUUGCUUUUCCCUUUUCGUUGGUUCAACGAACUUCUCUCCUGGCUCCUUUUCUCUCGGCUCUUUUGUGGAAUUAUCAGCCAGGUGGAAUAUUCAGGACAUAACGUGGUACAUUGGUAGGACAUAGGUGUAUCCGACCGCUCUGCAGACCCGUCUAAUAUGCUUUUCAAUUUGGUUAAUGACUUUUUGUAUCCCUUCUGGAUUUCAUUUCCAUCUGUAACCUAAGCUUAAACAAAUUAUCAAAGAGAACAGACAAACAAAAACAUAAAAAAGAAAUGUUUAUGAGACUGGAGUGGGGAAAAGAAUGUACGAAAACAAAUGAAAGAUUGAAGAGUAAAACAAUAAUUAUAAUAAUUUAGCCAGGCCAAUUAAGCACGAUUAUGAAAAACAUAUAUAUUUUGAUAAAAUGUGCAGGGUGCAGGAAAUAAGCGAGGAUUAUAGCCCCAGAAAGUACGCUAUAAAUGAUGUGACUAUGCUUUGUACCAUAAACGAAAAAUAAAAAUUGUUCAAUUGAAAAUAA
Drosophila yakuba is the source of this 7519-nucleotide messenger RNA. RefSeq lists its product as uncharacterized. Gene Ontology annotation, molecular function: protein-cysteine S-palmitoyltransferase activity. The record is from RefSeq and is a predicted model, not a curated record. The transcript has a single exon. Gene Ontology annotation, cellular component: Golgi apparatus; endoplasmic reticulum. Bases 848 to 3763 code for a protein of 971 amino acids. NCBI's taxonomy places the organism in Eukaryota, Metazoa, Arthropoda, Insecta, Diptera, Drosophilidae. Gene Ontology annotation, biological process: peptidyl-L-cysteine S-palmitoylation; protein targeting to membrane.